This is a messenger RNA of Rotaria sordida, 1448 nucleotides long. Lineage: Eukaryota; Metazoa; Rotifera; Eurotatoria; Philodinida; Philodinidae. The record is from the annotation of a GenBank genome assembly.
AUGAGCGAGUACUCGAAAGCACUUUCAUCGUACGAACGAUCACUUGAAAUCCGAAAAACAGCUCUCCCUCCGAAUCAUCCCGACUUUGCUCAAUCCCACAACAACAUCGGUUCGGUGUAUAAUAACAUGGGCGAGUAUUCGAAAGCACUUUCAUCAUACGAACGAUCACUUGAAAUCCAGAAAAUAACUCUCUCUCCGAAUCAUCCCGACUUUGCUCAAUCCCACAACAACAUCGGUUUGGUGUAUAAUAACAUGGGCGAGUACUCGAAAGCACUUUCAUUGUACGAACGAUCACUUGAAAUCCAAAAAAUAGCUCUCCCUCCGAAUCAUCCCGAUUUGGCUACUUCCUACAGCAACAUCGGCAUAGUGUAUGAUAAGAUGGGCGAGUACUCGAAAGCACUUUCAUUGUACGAACGAGCAUUUGAUAUUGACAAGAAAGCUCUCCCUCCUAAUCAUCCCGAUUUGGCUUCUGACUACAACAACAUCGGUAUGGUGUAUUCCCACAUAAGCGAGUACUCGAAAGCGCUUUCAUAUUACGAAAAGGCGCAAGACAUAUGGAAAAAAUCACUACCUUCAAAUCAUCCACAUAUUGCACUUGUGAAAAGAAACAUUGACAAUGUAAAAAAGAAAAUGUAACUGUUUUUUUUAAAUGAGAACAUAAAGGAAGGGGGGCGUUAAGAGGCGAAAAUGGCCCCUCGUUGGAGUUCGACCUUGUCUUCCCAAUUUUACCAGUUUAGGUGCCAGAAGUCUAUUUCUAUUGAAAUUAGACAAUUUGAUGCGUUCCACAUUGUACCCGACUCGACUUAGUUAUUCUUCUUUUCUCCAUGUUAUAUAGGGCAAGUAUAGCACUUUUAAUUAGCAGAAACAUCUCAAUCCAUUUUGAAUCAUAUACUAAUCGAUAGAUCUCUUCGAGAUCCAUCAGAUGAUGGUAAAAUAUCUAGAGAAAAAAGUGGGUAAGUGGAUCUGAUGGUCGACACAAUGGGGACAGAGUCAUAUAUUACAGGGUGUAGAGUGAUGGUGGAGAACUUUUGUCUAUGAGAAACAUGCAGGUCCACUCUGAAUUAUACACUAAACGAUAGAUCUCAUCGAGAUCUAUCAGAUGGUGAUAAAAUAUCUAGAGAAAAAAGUGGGUAAGUGAGUCUAGUGGUCGACACAAUUGGGACAGGGUCAUAUAUUACAGGGUGUAAAGGGAUGGUAGAGAACUUUCGUCCAUGAGAAACAUGCAGAUCCACUCUGAAUUAUACACUAAUCGAUAGAUCUCGAUGAGAUCUAUCAGAUGAUGAUAAAAUAUCUAGAGAAAAAAGUGGGUAAGACACUCCAUUGAUACAUACAAUGCUCAUUAAUGCCCAAAACUGCCCUUUUAGACUGAUUUUGAUCGAUUUUCUCUUGAAUAGUCAGGCUUGUUAUUUAAAAAAAUUAUAUAUUUGAAAUCAGCACAAAAAACUGAG